Molecule: messenger RNA, 1539 nt
Organism: Acytostelium subglobosum LB1
Lineage: Eukaryota; Evosea; Eumycetozoa; Acytosteliales; Acytosteliaceae
Exons: 3
Coding region: 1-1539 (512 amino acids)
Source: RefSeq, a predicted model, not a curated record
AUGUCCUCAAAGUUAGCCUCCUCCAAGCUACAUACCUAUCCAAAGGUUGGCAUUUUCUGGAACAUAGAAGAGGCCCCAAUACCACCAAUCAUGACACUGCCUGCAGUCCUCUCUCAACUCAAGAUGUAUGCCAUGUCGUUCGGCAUCCUAAAGACGAUAACAGUGGUGUCCGAUAGUAUGACACCUCACAACUUGACUAAAAUAGAGUGGAACCAACAAGGUGUACAUUUUAUAGAGGUACCAUGUUCAUCGAAUACAGGCCAACCAACAGGAUUGGAUAGGAUGGAAAUGGUAUCAAAGAUAUGGGAGUUUGUCUAUGAUAACCAUGACACUUCAAUCAAUGUGAUCUUGAUUGAUCGCAAAGCCAAUGAAUAUACAAUAUCCAAAGCACUUCAACAAAGAGGUGUCCACAUGGUCACACUGGUUUCUCCAUGUCACGUCAACUAUAUCUCUCCAGAUACCUUUUACCCUCAAGAGGAUACCUCCUCCUCGCCACCAUCAUCCUCAUCACCAAUCCAUCAAACUUUUAAUUAUGACUACAAGGAAGUCAGACCAGACAUUAGAAGUAGUUAUGAAAACAUCAAUGACAUUGGCUCCAACAAUGAUUAUGUACACAAUCAUCCAAGACCAAAGUUGAUCAUGAGCUCAAGUCAACCAAAUAUACACAUUCCUCAUCUACAUCAGACAUUAUAUAUGAAUUGCUCGUCAGAGUCCCUGUCAUCAAGAUCAACAAGAUCAUCACCAUUGCUAUCCGGUGGAUCAACACCAAUGAACACGCCAACCCAGUCAGGCUCGCCUGUCAUGCAUAUGGGUAUCUCUCCGAUACCAACACAUCCUUUGUCAGGCCCUACUUCAUCUACUUCACACAGGCUUGGAAGCCCAGCAGACUCACUCUCACUUCUCCCGAUGCCAAACUCUCCCAGGACCAACACUUCAUCAUCGCCAUCUUUACUCAAGUCACCUGGCAGGUCACCAGCUGCUACAGUCUCCUCUGCUGGAGCUAGCACCUACUCUCAGUCGCCACCACACUUUGACAACUCUGUUCUCAGGAACCUGUAUACAGUGAUUCAGGGACUGAAGGAGGAUGGCUUCAGGCCAACAUUCAAGGUGAUUCUUCCAAGGCUGGGCAACUUGAUGGGACUGAGGAUCCAUCGCAGCCACUUUGAAAAGAUACUGGAUAAGGCCAAGAGCAACAACUUCCAGGUGGACUACUCCACCAAGACUAUAUACUUCAAGGAUGAUAUUUAUGGAGGAGCUGAUCCACAUCGAGCCAAGAAGUCCCACUUUGCAGAGGAGGUCAUUGGCGAGUUAUUACAGUUAGUGGAGAGGGCCCCAACCAAGGUGUUCCCAAGUCGCUUCAGUAUUGUUCUAUGGCUGACCUCACAGAACACGCCCCAUAUCAACAGCCUCAAACAGGGUCAGAUCGUUGAGCUCUGCCAAGUUGCUAUCAAUGAGAACUACCUCUCACUCAGUGAGGUACAGAAGAAAUCAGAGCGGAGGUCCAAGAACUCAGUGUCAGCAGGGUUUCCAAAGGAGUGA